Messenger RNA from Molossus molossus (Pallas's mastiff bat), 4341 nucleotides. RefSeq names its product transportin 3 (gene TNPO3). The coding region runs from base 327 to 3203 and encodes 958 amino acids. Gene Ontology annotation, cellular component: cytoplasm; nuclear membrane. The record is from RefSeq and is a predicted model, not a curated record. Lineage: Eukaryota; Metazoa; Chordata; Mammalia; Chiroptera; Molossidae. The transcript is spliced from 24 exons. Gene Ontology annotation, biological process: protein import into nucleus.
AGUUUAGUUACACUGCAUGGUUUGUGUGUGGCUGGGACAGACUUCUGAGGGCCAGUUAGCGGUUGAAGAGACGAGCACCGGCUUCUGGAUUCGGAAGUCUGCAGUCUAAUGGGAGAAUCGGAAAAAAAGGCCAGGAACCUAAAUACGAUCUAACCUCUGUUUCCGAGAGGGCAUCUUCCACCGGGAACCCCUCUGCCCUGGUAACGGCCAAAGAAGAGAUGGCGCCAGUCGGGGAGCGGCCGUGGCCGACACAGUAGGGAAGCGCGAAGGCGGAGCCACCGGAGGAGCCUCGGAGAAGAGCCAGAGCCGUCACUGCCGGCACCACCAUGGAAGGAACAAAGCCGACAUUGCAACUCGUGUACCAGGCAGUGCAAGCGCUCUACCACGACCCAGAUCCCAGCGGAAAGGAGCGCGCCUCGUUUUGGCUUGGGGAGCUGCAGCGUUCGGUUCAUGCAUGGGAGAUUUCAGACCAAUUGUUACAGAUUCGACAAGAUGUAGAAUCAUGCUAUUUUGCUGCGCAGACCAUGAAAAUGAAGAUUCAGACCUCAUUUUAUGAGCUCCCCACAGACUCUCAUGCCUCUUUACGGGACUCAUUACUAACCCAUAUCCAGAACUUGAAAGACUUGUCACCUGUCAUUGUAACACAGCUGGCUUUAGCAAUAGCAGACCUUGCCCUACAGAUGCCUUCCUGGAAGGGAUGUGUACAAACAUUGGUGGAAAAAUAUAGCAAUGAUGUAACUUCUCUGCCUUUUCUGCUGGAGAUCCUUACAGUGUUACCUGAAGAAGUACAUAGUCGUUCCUUACGAAUCGGAGCUAACCGGCGCACAGAAAUUAUAGAAGAUUUGGCCUUCUAUUCUAGUACAGUGGUAUCUCUGUUGAUGACCUGUGUAGAAAAAGCAGGAACAGAUGAGAAAAUGCUUAUGAAGGUCUUUCGCUGUUUGGGAAGUUGGUUUAACCUAGGCGUUUUGGACAGUAACUUCAUGGCUAACAAUAAGUUACUAGCACUCCUUUUUGAGGUUUUGCAACAAGAUAAGACCUCAUCCAACCUACACGAAGCUGCUUCAGACUGUGUGUGCUCAGCUCUCUAUGCCAUUGAGAAUGUGGAGACUAACUUGCCAUUAGCCAUGCAACUGUUUCAAGGAGUCCUGACAUUGGAGUCUGCAUAUCAUAUGGCUGUUGCACGUGAAGAUUUAGACAAAGUUCUGAAUUACUGUCGGAUUUUCACUGAACUAUGUGAAACUUUUCUUGAAAAAAUUGUUUGUACUCCAGGCCAAGGUCUUGGGGACCUGCGAACUCUAGAACUGCUUCUUAUCUGUGCAGGACAUCCUCAGUAUGAGGUAGUAGAAAUUUCCUUUAACUUUUGGUACCGACUAGGGGAGCAUUUGUACAAAACUAAUGAUGAAGUUAUUCAUGGCAUCUUCAAAGCUUACAUUCAGAGGCUGCUUCAUGCCUUGGCUCGUCACUGCCAGUUGGAACCAGAUCAUGAGGGGGUUCCUGAGGAGACGGAUGACUUUGGGGAGUUUCGAAUGAGAGUAUCAGACCUGGUGAAAGACUUGAUUUUUCUGAUUGGGUCUAUGGAGUGUUUUGCUCAGUUAUAUUCUACUCUGAAAGAAGGCAACCCACCCUGGGAGGUGACAGAAGCGGUUCUCUUUAUCAUGGCUGCUAUAGCAAAGAGUGUUGAUCCGGAGAACAAUCCAACGCUUGUGGAGGUCCUAGAAGGAGUUGUUCGUCUCCCAGAGACUGUACAUACAGCUGUGCGGUACACCAGCAUUGAGUUGGUUGGAGAGAUGAGCGAAGUGGUUGAUCGAAAUCCUCAAUUCCUUGACCCUGUUUUGGGCUAUUUGAUGAAAGGCCUGUGUGAAAAGCCCCUGGCUUCUGCUGCAGCCAAAGCCAUUCAUAACAUUUGUUCUGUCUGCCGAGACCACAUGGCUCAGCACUUUAAUGGACUCCUGGAGAUUGCCCGUUCCCUUGAUUCCUUCAUGUUGUCUCCAGAAGCUGCUGUGGGCUUGUUAAAAGGAACAGCACUUGUUCUAGCCAGAUUACCAUUGGAUAAGAUUACUGAAUGUCUUAGUGAGCUAUGUUCUGUUCAGGUUAUGGCAUUGAAAAAGCUGUUGUCUCAGGAGCCCAGCAAUGGCAUAUCCUCAGAUCCCACUGUGUUCUUAGAUCGUCUUGCGGUAAUAUUUAGACACACCAACCCCAUUGUGGAAAAUGGACAGACUCAUCCGUGCCAAAAAGUCAUACAGGAAAUAUGGCCAGUUUUAUCUGAGACUCUAAAUAAGCACCGGGCUGAUAAUCGGAUUGUAGAACGUUGUUGCAGAUGCCUCCGCUUCGCUGUUCGUUGUGUAGGCAAAGGGUCUGCAGCCCUGCUGCAGCCACUAGUCACACAGAUGGUGAAUGUGUACCAUGUACAUCAGCAUUCCUGUUUCCUGUACCUGGGCAGUAUCCUUGUGGAUGAGUAUGGCAUGGAAGAGGGCUGUCGGCAGGGACUACUAGACAUGCUCCAGGCACUAUGCAUCCCCACCUUUCAGCUCCUAGAACAGCAGAAUGGGCUCCAGAAUCACCCUGACACAGUGGAUGACCUGUUCAGGCUAGCCACCAGGUUUAUUCAGCGUAGCCCUGUUACGUUGCUGAGGAGUCAGGUGGUCAUCCCUAUCUUACAGUGGGCCAUUGCCUCUACUACCCUGGACCACCGGGAUGCCAACUGUAGUGUCAUGCGGUUCCUACGAGACCUCAUCCAUACAGGAGUAGCCAAUGAUCAUGAAGAUGACUUUGACUUACGGAAAGAACUGAUUGGACAGGUGAUGAACCAACUUGGACAGCAACUUGUAAGCCAGCUGCUCCACACAUGCUGCUUUUGUCUCCCCCCCUACACCCUACCAGAUGUGGCCGAAGUGCUCUGGGAGAUCAUGCAGGUUGACAGACCGACUUUUUGUCGAUGGUUAGAGAAUUCCUUGAAAGGUUUGCCAAAGGAAACAACUGUGGGAGCUGUCACAGUGACACACAAACAACUAACAGAUUUCCACAAACAAGUCACUAGGUCCUGUAAUUCCUGCCUCAACAUGCUGCUUUUGUUUGCCAUCCUAGCAGGGAGGGUGAACUGGUUCAGUUUCAUUUCAGCAAGUCCAAGCCUGUUUUUCAAAUGUGCUGAGGAAUGUAAACAAGUUUGCUGGGCCUUGAGAGACUUCACCAGGUUGUUUCGAUAGCUCCCACUCCUGCACUGUGCCUGUCACCCAGGAAUGUCUUUUUUAAUUAGAAGACGGGAAGAAAACAAAAACCAGACUGUGUCCCACAAUCAGAAACCUCCACUGUGGCAGAGGGGCCUUCACCGCCACCAGGGCGUCCCACCAGACAGGGAGAGACUCCAGCCUUCCGAGGCCGUCCUGAGGAGCUCCUGUUUGGGGAUGUGAGGGAAGAUCAGCACCGUGUUUAAAAAGAUGGCUGCAGCCUGUCCGGCGUGGUGGGAGGGGAGCUGGUUUCCUGGUGAACUUGUUUCUAAAAGGAAAAAUAAUUUUUAAGGAAAUAAAAAAGGAAAACAAAACUGAAACCAGAACUGAAACAUCCGCCUGGUAGCAAAUGACACGCACGCAUACAUCGCGUACCUACACACAUGCUAACGCGUGUGCACACACAGAAAAAUAAAAGUGCAGACUUUCUGUGAAACAAUAAACGGUUACUUAGGGAAAAUGGGAAUUCAAGUGAAUUAAAUAGCUGCAAUGGGAAGAAAAGGUUCCGGAUCAUCUCUUCAGGAUUUUUUUACUGUUUUGUUCUCUCUUUCUCUCUCCCAUCCCCCCUUCUUUCUCAUUUCCCCUUCUCUUUUAACAGAGUGAGUAGAAGUUUUUCCCAUCCUCCCUAACCGUUGUUUACCACCUUUAGAGUUGUUUGGACAGGGAGCAGUAAGCAAGGAGCCUUUUGUUUUAUAUCAUGGUCACAUCGGUGAUACUAGGACUUGCCAGGGCCAAAUUCAUGUAUAGCUCAACUCUGUGCUGUUCAGUCUCUGAUCCACUCCGACCCACACUGGCUCCUCGUUGGCCCUGAGGAAGAGCCAACAUCAAGAUGAGGGGGAUAUAAAUGUAUGUUCUAAGUUCUAAGAUUUUUUUUUAGUUAAUGUUUCACCCACAGACAUGAGAGAACAAAAGAGGGUGGGAAUAUGAAAAAAAAAAGUGUUUACAAGGCUAAACUGUAUUUUACUAAAAAAUGUGGAAAUUAUUUGACUUCAUGGGGAAGAGGCGGGAGCGGAAGCCCAGAGCAGAUCUUAAUGUUUGGAAGGAGUUGCGGCCUUGCACAGGCAUUACAUCCGAGGGCACUGUUCUGUCUGGUGUUGUAGCCAUCUCAAGAACAAAU